Molecule: messenger RNA, 2030 nt
Organism: Notolabrus celidotus (New Zealand spotty)
Lineage: Eukaryota; Metazoa; Chordata; Actinopteri; Labriformes; Labridae
Gene: dcakd
Product: dephospho-CoA kinase domain containing
Exons: 5
Coding region: 359-1048 (229 amino acids)
Biological process (GO): coenzyme A biosynthetic process
Molecular function (GO): ATP binding; dephospho-CoA kinase activity
Source: RefSeq, a predicted model, not a curated record
GAACUAUUGUGAAGCUGGAAACAAAACCCGGAAGGUUUUUCCGGUGGCGUUCGUCAAGCUAAGAAGCUAGGUCGCUAGCAGUCAGUUUAGAACAAGCCAAAGUGGCAGAAAUCAUCGUUCGUCAACAAAUGUGCCUUUAACCUUUUAGUCUGACUGUACGUCUUACCUGACGCAGUGAGAAUGGCUGCUACGUCAUACGUUUGUACGUCAGUUUUCGCUCUGACCUGAGAGAGACUAGUGCUAACGUUAGCUUGUUUACUGCAACAACCAAAAACUACUUUUUACUCUUCGUGGAUUUCCACUGUGUACUCAGCUCAUUUAAGGAGUGCCACUCGUUAACGAGUGUCCUUUCUCCAAAAUGUUCCUGGUGGGGCUUACAGGAGGUAUUUCCUCAGGGAAGAGCACUGUAUCCACGAUGCUGCGGGAGCUCGGGUGCCCCAUUAUCGAUGCUGAUGUUGUUGCCAGGAAAGUUGUGGAGCCAAACACUCCUGCCUAUUCCCGCAUCGUCUACCACUUCGGGCCAGAGAUCCUCCUGGAGAACGGGGAGAUCGACCGGCAGAAGCUGGGUCAGCUCAUCUUCGCCAACGAGGAGAAGAGGAAGCUCCUGAACUCCAUCACCCACCCGGAGAUACAUAAAGCAAUGCUCAAAGAGAUCCUGUUCUACUUUCUCAGGGGGUACCGCUAUGUGGUGCUGGAUGUGCCCCUUCUCUUUGAAACUAGACGCCUCACUAAGUUCCUAAACCACACUGUAGUAGUUUACUGUGACCCUGCCACUCAGCUGCAGCGUCUGAUGCAGAGGGACGGUCUGACCCAGGAGCAGGCCGAGCAGCGCGUGGCCGCUCAGAUGCCGCUGAACGAAAAGCGCGGCUUAGCCAAUCACGUUAUCGAGAACUCAAGCAGCAGAGAGGACGCCUACCGACAGGUCCUGAAGUUGCACACAAAGCUAGAGGACUCCAUGGACUUCCUCUUAGUGAGGGUCAUAGCUAUCGCAGCCACAGCCAGCCUGGGUGGAAUACUGCUGUAUGCUGCUAAGAUACUGUUGUCCUAACAGAGGACAAGUGAGGGGAUGAGAAGUAGUUUGGUCCAGAGAGAGGGGCGUAAACAUAAGCAAAGGGUACCAAUGCAAUUUACUGUCAGAUUAGUUACACAGCACCCACCUCCACAGCUCAGAGGGGUGACAUGCUCUGGCGGCAGUUAACACAGACUCACAUUAUUGACACAACAUGCACUGACAUAUGUGGUUUAGUGGGAAGGGUUUUCAUGUGCAAUUCAGACAGUUUUACUCAGAGACCUUAAAAACACAAAGGCAGUACCUGUGAAGCUUAGCUGCUGUGCUGAGCUCCUUAAUGUUCUCAACAGUUCUCGCUGUUUAAAGACCUCAAAACAGCUGAGACUUUUUAUUUUCAAACAACUCAUAACAUUCAGUCACAAAGUCCAAACUUAACAUUGUAAAAAAAAAAAAAAAAGCAAAGAGAUUUUAUUAUUAGACCUUUUAGUUUUUGAAAUUAGAGGUGUUGGGCAAUUGCAAAGAUUGUAAGUAUGUGCAAAAACAAUAUAGGCUGCACAGUAUUAACAACUAUACAUGUGCAGAUUAAUGCACUCAUUAUUUACAGACUGUCAUCUGGAGUGUUAGAAUAAAAAUACUCGUUAUCUCCAGUCAUGAAUCUGUUUUAAAUUGAAUUGAGUAUUCCUCUUUGAUAGAGAUUUAAGUUGCGUAACGAAAUGACCUAAAGCGUUGUAUAAAUAUCAUGAUUGUAUGUUAUGACCUGUGUAAUGCCGAUUAAUUGCAGAAUGUAUCUGACAAUCCAUUUUUAAUGGGAGCAGCGUGGAUUUUCAUGAAUUAACAGACUUUAUAUUUAUCACUGUAUUUUCUUACACUUGAAGCUGCCGUCUGUAUAAACCAGCCUGAUUUUUUUGUUUGUUUCUUGUCACACUCACUUGUAACUAAAACACAAGAUUUGUAACAUUAGCUGCUUAGCUGAAUCAUAAAUGAUCAAACUACUGUUUUAAAAUAAUAACUGUCCAAUGGC